ACCUAUACUUUAUAGCGCUAAACAACUCUGCAGAAGAAGAAAGCAGAAACUGUCAUGGUGGCCUCCUGAACAGACCGAGGAAUGUUUGCCCUUUCUUUUAGUCGCCUGUUAUUACAGGCUCUUCCCAAGCAACCAGUCACACCUAGGGCUACAGCACAAUGCAUCAGAAGUCUGACAACAUCUCAACAAGAUCCGCCUAAGAAAGAUGAUAUGCCCAUCAAAAUGGAAAACCCUUACAAACAACCCCCUAAAACCUGCAUCCUGUGCAAUGUAACUGUAGACUUCAAAAACGUUCAGCUGUUGUCUCAGUUCAUUUCACCACACACAGGCAGAGUAUACGGCAGACACAUAACAGGCUUGUGUGGUCGAAAGCAGAAGGAGGUAUCGAAGGCAAUAAAAAAAGCUCGUUCAAUGGGUUUUAUGUCAGUCACUCUGAAGGACCCACAGUUUAUGAAAGACCCUGAUAUUGUUGGUAUCAAACACUUUGAAUAGUUUCUGUAUGAAGACUGUGACUCUGUAGGCCAUCUUUGUGUUGUUGUUUCUGUAAAUCUGUGGUUUGUACAAACAUACAAAAUGGUAUAAAAAAAAAAAAAAAAGUGCAACAUAAUUGGAAUAAUAUGAUAAACCAGAAAUGUACUACUAUAAUGAAAACUUAAAUAAAAUCCAUCAGUUAAAUAAGAACA
Molecule: messenger RNA, 683 nt
Organism: Megalobrama amblycephala (Wuchang bream)
Lineage: Eukaryota; Metazoa; Chordata; Actinopteri; Cypriniformes; Xenocyprididae
Gene: mrps18c
Product: mitochondrial ribosomal protein S18C
Exons: 6
Coding region: 82-492 (136 amino acids)
Biological process (GO): mitochondrial translation
Cellular component (GO): ribosome; mitochondrial small ribosomal subunit
Molecular function (GO): small ribosomal subunit rRNA binding; structural constituent of ribosome
Source: RefSeq, a predicted model, not a curated record